AUGUCCACUAUAACACAGGGAAAGGAAGAAAAUCCUACUGCCUUUCUCCAGAGACUAGGGGAGGCAUUGAAAAAGCAUACCUCUCUGUCACCUGACUCUAUUGAAGGCCAACUAAUCUUAAGGGAUAAGUUUAUCACUCAGUCAGCUGCAGACAUUAGGAAAAAUCUUCAAAAGUCCACCUUAGGCCCAGAGCAAAACUUAGAAAACCUAUUGAACUUGGCAACCUCGGUUUUUUAUAAUAGAGAUCAGGAGGAGCAGGUGGAAUGGGAUAAAAGGGAUAAAAAAGAAAAAAAGGCCACCACUUUAGCCAUGGUCCUCAGUCACCAAGGCCCUCAGUUAGGAACAAAGCCAGCCUAUACUGGCUUACCCUCAUCCCAAAACCCUACUAACUGUUGGAUGUGCCUGCCCCUGCACUUCAGGCCAUACAUUUCAAUCCCUGUACCUGAACAAUGGAACAACUUCAGCACAGAAAUAAAAACCACUUCCAUUUUAGUAGGACCUCUUGUUUCCAAUCUGGAAAUAACCCAUACCUCAAACCUCACCUGUGUAAAAUUUAGCAAUUCUAUAGACACAACCAACUCCCAAUGCAUCAGGUGGGUAACUCCUCCCACACAAAUGGUCUGCCUAUCUUCAGGAAUAUUUUUUUUCUGUAGUACCUCAGCCUAUCAUUGUUUAAAUGGCUUUUCAGAAUCUAUGUGCUUCCUCUCAUUCUUAAUGCUCCCUAUGACCAUCUACACUGAACAAGAUUUAUACAAUUGUGUCGUACCUAAGCCCCAAAACAAAAGAGUACUCAUUCUUCCUUUUGUUAUCGGAGCAGGAGUGCUAGGUGGACUAGGUACUGGCAUUGGCAGUAUCACAACCUCUACUCAGUUCUACUGUAAACUAUCUCAAGAACUAAAUGGUGACAUGGAAUGGGUCACCAACUCACUGGUCACCUUGCAAGAUCAACUAAACUCCCCAGCAGCAGUAGUCCUUCAAAAUCGAAGAGCUUUAGACUUGCUAACUGCCGAAAGAGGGGGAACCUGUUUAUUUUUAGAAGAAAGCUUUCAUUAUGUUAAUCAAUCCGGAAUCAUCACCAAGAAAGUUAAAGAAAUUAAAGAUAGAAUACAACGUAGAGCAGAAGAGCUUCAAAACACCAGACCCUGGGGCCUCCUCAGCCAAUGGAUGUCCUGCAUUCUCCCCUUCUUAGGACUUCUAGCAGCUAUAAGAUUAUUACUUCUCUUUGGGCCCUGCAUCUUUAACCUCUUUGUUAAGUUUGUCUCUUCCAGAAUCAAAGCUGUAAAGACAGAUGUUCUUCAAAUGGAGCCCCAGAAGCAGUCCAUGACUAAAAUUUACCAUGGACCCUUGGACCAGCCUGCUAGCCCAUGCUCCAAUGCUGAUGACAUCGAAGGCACCCCUCCCAAGGAAAUCUCAACUGCACGAUCCCUACUAUGCCCCAAUUCAGCAGGAAGCUCUUAG
Molecule: messenger RNA, 1458 nt
Organism: Symphalangus syndactylus (siamang)
Lineage: Eukaryota; Metazoa; Chordata; Mammalia; Primates; Hylobatidae
Product: syncytin-1-like
Biological process (GO): virion assembly
Source: RefSeq, a predicted model, not a curated record